Molecule: messenger RNA, 1267 nt
Organism: Lethenteron reissneri (Far Eastern brook lamprey)
Lineage: Eukaryota; Metazoa; Chordata; Hyperoartia; Petromyzontiformes; Petromyzontidae
Product: zona pellucida sperm-binding protein 2-like
Biological process (GO): binding of sperm to zona pellucida; prevention of polyspermy
Cellular component (GO): egg coat
Molecular function (GO): structural constituent of egg coat; acrosin binding
Source: RefSeq, a predicted model, not a curated record
CUGGGCACAGGUUCAGCCGCGUCUGGGAGCUGGGAGCUCGACGAUGAUGGUGCCGGACCUCCCUGCUCCACCACCAGCACCGAGGGUCCAGAGACAAGCCUCCACCCUGUCGGCUGAUUGCACGUCGGAGGGGCUCAUGAUCAUCUACGUGUCGGCCACGAGCACUCGGCCCAACCUGGACCCCAGCUCCGUGCUGAUCCCGAACCAGGGGGGCCCGGAGUGCCUCCCCGUGCUGCUGGGAGCCGACCUGGCACGCUUCGCCUUCGCCCUCGACCAGUGCGGCACCAGGGUCGAGUUCCGUGGUGAUGUGCUCGUGUACUCGAAUGAGGUCCUGGCCACCCGCACGCGCGUCUCUGGUCCACGGGGCAUCGUGACGCGAGACAGCGAGUACUGGCUGUGGGUGGAGUGCCAGAUGAACGGCACUGCAGAUUUGGUUGUGGAAGCGCUGGUGAAUACACUCUCUCCUCCAACGCCACAGAUCGCCCUGGGCCUCUUUGCGUUUCUCCUCGAAGUGUUCCCAGAUGGACUCUAUUCUGUCCCAUAUCUGUCGGUGGACUUCCCGCUGGUGAAGACCCUCGGCGAUCCCUUGUACUUUCAAGUGUCCCUGCGGGGUCCCACAGAUCAGAACCUCGUGCUGCAUCUGGACGAUUGCUGGGCAACCUCAUCUGCGGACCCACAGGACCCAGUCAAGUGGCAGCUGGUCGUAAACGAGUGCCCAGUUCAGUCCAGCUGCUGCAGUGUGUGGUUCCCAGGAGUGGUGAACGUGAGCCCUGCCUCGUUCUUCAAGCGGUUUGCAGUGGACACCUUUGCCUUCAUGGUGGCACCAGGACAAGUUGGGACGAGGGACUUGGUUUACUUCCACUGCAGUGUUGUGGUGUGCGACUCCAGAAACCCCAGCGCCUUCCCUGAAUGUUCCAGGCAGUGUUCAAAUGGCCGACAUGCACGAAGCAUGGAUCUCACGGAAGUAGACAUGCUACCCAGGCAGCAGGUGACCUUCCUCGGCCCGUUCAUCUUCGUCGAUCUCUUCGAUGACAGCGCUCGUGAGAUUCCCUCCUCCCUGGGGCGGCGUGACGUUCUGGUCGCGACUGAAGCUGCGCAGGUGGCAGUGCAAGAGGACGAGCAGCAGCAGCAGCGGCGGCACCAGCCGUGCCCCAAUGGCCUCUUGGCCCUGUGUGCAGCUAUGCUCUGCGCCUGCCUGGCUUUCGCCGCCUUUUGGGCUCUCAGGAACACCUUCCCAGCUAUGAAAGGCGAAAAGAUCCCUGCCUAG